Molecule: messenger RNA, 2557 nt
Organism: Drosophila innubila
Lineage: Eukaryota; Metazoa; Arthropoda; Insecta; Diptera; Drosophilidae
Exons: 4
Coding region: 71-1768 (565 amino acids)
Source: RefSeq, a predicted model, not a curated record
UUCCACAGUCACAAACAUAAAAACAAAAUAUUGGUAAAUUCUAAAAAGAUUAAAACUUAACUGUCCUAAAAUGAGUACGGCACGUUUCGCGCGUUCCGGACGCGUUCGAAUCUGUAUACUGAUGAGCAUGUUUAUUGUGCUCAUAAUGAUGAUAGUCAUUUACCACAUGUCCCAGCAGCAACUAGAUGAGACUCGAGCCUUUCGCAUACGUUGCGAACAAAACCAGGAGGGAUUAAACAUGCAGUUGCAAUCGCUUACGGACGACAAGCUAUCGGCCGAGAAAAAGGUAGAAGUGAUGCACGGCGAAAAGCAGCGAAUGCAAGAAGACUACGAAAAGCAACAGGCAGAGGAGCGUACAUUGAAGAAGAAAUAUGAUGAACAAAUUGGCAAAUAUAAGGUGCUCGAUGCCAAGCACAAUGACUUGCAAGCUGAAUAUGCCAAGAACAAGAAGCAGCACAUGGAAGAUCGGAAUUCGCUAUUAUUGCAGGUGCAACAGUUGCAGCAGGAUAAGAAACUACAUGACACAACUGACUGGAAGAUUAAGUACGAGACUUUGCUCCGGGAAUCAGAGCAUAAGACGCAGACUUUAGAAGCUGCACUCAAUGAAUUCAGGGCCCACUGUAGCUAUAUGCUACAGGGCCAACAGCUGAAUAAGCCAUCUGAUUUACUGACGCCCGACACAACGCCCGCACGUCGUUCCAGCCCUGGCCAGCUGGCCCACAGCAUCGAGAAGCCACGCAACGAUAAGUCAUUCAACGAACAAGUGCAAGUGAGUCAUGGGCUGUACAAAAUUGGCGUUGCCAAGCCGAGCCAAUCAACUAACUCAACAACUAAACCUCAUGGUGGCGGUGUGGAGCAGCAUAUGGAACUGCAACUGCAACCUUUGCAACACUUUGAUGUGCACAACAAUCACAGUCUCAUACUUAAUUCUGUUGAAAAUUUUCAGAUUGUGCCCAAAUCCGUUAAAACGUUAGCGGAUGACACUGAUAAGCAACAGCAGCAAGAGCAUCCCAUUGAAGCAGCUGCUGCCGCUGCCAAUGCGCUGGUUUCGCCUCUUAGUGCACCACGCAAGUCCAGCUCAAGUACACCAAAUGUUGAGCCCGCACCAAAUGCCUCAGUGGCAUCCAAGAUUGCCAGCAGCAGUAGUAGCACCGGUCAACCUCCAAUAGCCAUACCACCAGCCAAGCCAUCCACUGAGGUAAAGAUGGAGCGUAAGCUGCCCGAGAAUGUAGCUCCCAUUCCAGAUAAUUUUGAUGGCAAAGGCGAGUUGGCAGCUGACGCAGAUACGGCUGCUGAAGAGCUACCCAAAAACGAGAACAACAAUCGGUAUUCCAAUGUGGUGAACGAUUUGGAAUCGAAUAAAAACCAAGGAGGACUUGAUUCUGGUGCCCAUGAAGUUAAAGAUGCUUUAAACGAAAAGAACUUUAAUUUGCCCGGUGCAAACUCGAAUUUAUUUGAUGCCGAAGUGAACGCGGGUCAUGCACAAGAAGCAGACAAUAAGCUACUGGCUGCCGAUAUAGCCGCAGUUGGUGGUGGUGGUGGUGUUGGUGGUGGUGAUGAUGAUGAUGAUGACGACGUUAUGCUGGGAGAUGUUGCUGUCAAACAGCAUAUGCUCGAUGGCGAUAAUUUGAAUAAUGAAAUUGCUGCUGAUCAGGGCAAGGAAUUAGCCGAUGCAGUGCAUGUAGAAGAUAACAUGGAUGAAGAUCAAGAUGAGGAUGACUAUAAUGUACGCCACAAGCCGGGCGCUGAUGCGGCCGUUAGAAAUUAAAAGAUUCACUUAAAUGCAAUAAUCCAUUCAUCACAUUAGUAUUUUGUCACUGCAUCUCUCCUGGCACACUUUCUUAGCUCUAUUGGAUAACGAAAAGAAAAACCAGCCACUUUAGUUUAUAAGGUCCAAGCAUUAGAUUUUUACUAGUAUAAUUUCCAUACAAGUUUUGCAUCAUCUAAUGAAAACUCAAAUAUUUGUAGAAACAAAUUGUCGGCAAACUUUUAGGCCAAAGCCAACUGCAAUAUUUAACGGGAAUUGCUAAAUAUUUAUUACUUGAGACUUAAUUAAUUCUUCGUUCGUAAUAGAAUUUUUAUCAGUUAUGAAACGUUUUUAGUUUCAAUGAUUUAUAAAAGUAUCGUUUAAAAUGAUUAACUUAACCAGGCUUAUGAGAUACAUAAAUAUUUAUGUAGAACUGUUAUUAUUAAUAUUUAUUGUCAAAUAAAUAUUUAACUCUCAAAGCGUUAAUUACACUGAAUGAUAUUAAUAAACAUUUGUUUAUUUAAGAAUUGCAGUUGGCUUUUAAAGGCUCAGCUCUCGUGGUUUUCACAUUUCUUGAAGUUUGUAAGUAUAUACUUUGUUUUCUGUGAUAAAAACUUGCUAAGCUGCAUUUUUUCGUUGCUUUAAACAACAGUGCUUAUACUCAUUUAUAUAUGUACGUACAAGUAUACGAUAAGUCAACACCCUGCGCUAGUUGUUUAGUUAGCUCGUAAGAAAAUAUUGGAUCGAACAAAACGUGUCUAGAACACUAAAACUUUAUUUGAAGCAUAAUAAAUUGAAUUGCAUAAAUGU